AUGUCGUCCCCUGCACCCAGGCGCUCGCAGCGCAAUUCCGCAUCUGCUACUCCCAGGCGGAGCCAGCGCAACUCUCAGAUUCCUCUCAGCAGUCCCACCGCUGCCAACCAACAAUUGCAAUCAGAAGCCUCGCAAGCCUCGACACCCAGAAACCGCAUCCAACAGCAAAACGUUCCCACCUCCUCCCCUCUGUUCUACAAUGGCUCCACUCCCUCUGGCAGCUCUGCGGCCGCCAACGGUCCCGCCAAUGGCACCGAUGGCGACAGGACGCCGAGAGCGUCGGCUAUGAACGUUGGAGACUCGUCACCCAUCCGCUAUUCUAGCUCCAGCCCUACGCGCGCUGCCAACGCGCAGCGCGAACCCCGCAGUGCCAGCAGCGGCCUGUUUGUUCGAUCCUCGCUCUCCGGCCCGCCCGGCUCGUCCGCACGCAACAGGCGAAACGACAUAAACUCAGACAUCUUCGGCAGCGCCCGCGGCCGCCGUAUCUUCGUCGAUGAACGCGGCAACACCGUUGGCGCCGGCGGUCAGGUAUCAGAUGUCGCAACCUUUUCCAACCUCGACCCUCACACCUCGGACGCCGAUGCCAUGGGCGGUACCUCUUCGAGGGUCGUUUGGGGUACCAACAUCUCGGUUGUCGACUCCAUGCACGCCAUGAAGGACUUCCUCUUCAACUUCCAGAAGAAGUACCGCCUCGUCCAGGACGGCACUCUGCAAGAAGGGCAACAACUGCCUCAGGAUCAUCCUGGGACAGCAAAGGAGUACGUGGAGAUGAUGAAGACCAUGUUGGACCUGGGCGUAACGGUUCUCAACCUGGACGCGCGCAACCUCAAGUCCUAUCCUCCUACGCGAAAGCUCUGGCAUCAGCUGCAAGCCUUCCCCAACGAAAUCAUCCCGCUUAUAGAUGUGGCCCUCAAGGACGUCAUGGCCGAGCUGGCUGAGAAGCGCAUGAAUGAGAUGAGGAUGCAGCAACAGCAAGGUCAGAGGCAACAGAGGGCGAGGGACGGCAGCUCCUUGCCGCCAGUCCCCAGCUCCGAUGUCGAUUCUCCCGCUGCGUUCCCCAACGACCCUGCCGGUGCCGCCGCCGAGGUGCCAGACUUGGUUCGUGAGGUCGAAUCAAGGAUCUACAGAAUCCGUCCGUUCGGCCUCGAUCAGACAAUCAACCUUCGUGAGCUGAACCCAGGCGACAUGGACAAACUGGUCAGCAUCAAAGGUCUCGUCAUCCGGACGACUCCCAUCAUUCCGGACAUGAAAGAUGCUUUCUUCCGCUGUUCCGUCUGCAAUCACACCGUCAAGGUCGACAUUGACCGCGGCAAGAUCGCCGAACCCACCCAGUGCCCCCGUCCGGUUUGCGCCUCGCCCAACUCGAUGCAAAUCGUGCACAACAGGUCUGGAUUCGCGGACAAGCAAGUCAUCAAGCUCCAGGAGACGCCCGACAGCGUCCCGGACGGACAAACACCGCACUCCGUCUCCUUGUGCGCGUACGACGAGCUCGUCGACGUUUGCAAGGCAGGUGACCGGGUGGAGAUUACCGGCAUCUUCAAGUGCAACCAAGUCCGCGUCAACCCCAGGCAACGGACCGUCAAGAACAUCUUCAAGACUUACGUCGACGCCGUGCACAUCCAAAAGGUCGACAAGAGGAGAAUGGGCAUCGAUACGUCCACGAUCGAAGAGGAACUCUCCGAACACGUCGCUGGAGACGUCGAAGAGGUGCGUAAGGUCAGCGAGGAGGAAGAAGCCAGGAUCAAGGAGGUUGCCGCCCGCCCGGACGUCUACGAGCUGCUCGCCAGGUCAUUGGCUCCCAGCAUUUACGAGAUGGACGACGUGAAGAAGGGCAUCCUCUUGCAGCUGUUUGGUGGCACGAACAAGUCGUUCGAGAAGGGAGGCAGCCCUAAGUACAGGGGCGACAUCAACGUUCUCCUCUGCGGUGACCCGUCCACCUCCAAAUCACAGCUGCUCCAAUACGUCCACAAAAUUGCACCACGUGGCGUGUACACCAGCGGCAAGGGUUCUUCGGCUGUCGGUCUCACAGCAUACGUGACACGCGAUCCGGAGACACGCCAACUUGUGCUCGAGUCCGGUGCGCUCGUGCUGUCAGAUGGCGGCGUGUGCUGCAUCGACGAGUUCGACAAGAUGUCGGAUGCAACGCGCUCGGUGCUGCACGAAGUCAUGGAGCAGCAAACCGUCUCCAUUGCUAAAGCCGGCAUCAUCACGACGCUGAACGCCCGCACUUCUAUCCUCGCGUCUGCCAACCCCAUCGGUAGCAAGUACAACCCCAACCUCCCCGUCCCACAAAACAUCGACCUGCCCCCCACCCUCCUCUCGCGUUUCGACCUCGUCUACCUUGUCCUCGACCGCAUCGACGAGCAGAAUGACCGUCGUCUCGCACGCCACUUGGUCGGCAUGUACCUCGAAGACACGCCCGCCAAUGCGGCCGCCAAUGAGGUUCUCCCUGUGGAAUUCCUCACGGCGUACAUCUCGUACGCCCGCACUCAGGUCCAGCCUCGUCUCACGCAAGCCGCGUCGGACGAGCUCGUGGCCGAAUACGUAGCGAUGCGCAAGCUGGGCGAGGACAUCCGCGCGGCCGAGCGCCGUAUCACGGCGACGACGAGGCAGCUGGAGUCGAUGAUCCGACUGUCGGAGGCGCACGCCAAGAUGCGGCUGUCGGCGACGGUCGAGGCGUCGGACGUGCGUGAGGCGGUGCGGCUGAUCAAGAGCGCGCUCAAGCAGGCCGCGACGGACGCGCGCACCGGCCUCAUCGACAUGGCGCUGCUGACCGAGGGCACGAGCGCGAGCGAACGCCGCAGAAAAGAAGACCUCAAGAACGGCGUGCUAGCCGCACUCGAUGACAUGACCCGCGCCGGCACCGCCGUCCGCCUUAGCGAUGUCAUUAGGCGCAUUGGCGAGGGUGCGAGCGUGCCCGUCGAGGGCCAGGAGGUCGUCGAGGCCCUCAGGGCGUUGGAGGCGGAGGGCAAGGUGCAGGUUACCGGAGAGGGCGCGCGGAGAAGCGUUAGGAGGGUCACAGGUGUUUUGUAA
Messenger RNA from Lasiodiplodia theobromae, 3033 nucleotides. RefSeq names its product DNA replication licensing factor. Gene Ontology annotation, molecular function: single-stranded DNA helicase activity; single-stranded DNA binding; ATP binding. The transcript is spliced from 3 exons. Gene Ontology annotation, biological process: mitotic DNA replication initiation; double-strand break repair via break-induced replication; DNA strand elongation involved in DNA replication. Bases 1 to 3033 code for a protein of 1010 amino acids. The record is from RefSeq and is a predicted model, not a curated record. Gene Ontology annotation, cellular component: MCM complex; nucleus. NCBI's taxonomy places the organism in Eukaryota, Fungi, Ascomycota, Dothideomycetes, Botryosphaeriales, Botryosphaeriaceae.